Molecule: messenger RNA, 1188 nt
Organism: Dovyalis caffra
Lineage: Eukaryota; Viridiplantae; Streptophyta; Magnoliopsida; Malpighiales; Salicaceae
Source: the annotation of a GenBank genome assembly
AUGUCUGUCAGCUCCAUAGCUAAAACUGGAAAGUUCAAGAAUUCCUCUUGUAUUUUAUAUGCAAAAAUGGGAACGAAAAUUUCAUUUCUGCUCUUUCUCUUCGUUCUUCCUGCUGUAUUAGCCGAUCUAAGAGUUGGUUUUUACAAACCAACUUGCCCUGAAGCAGAAUCUAUCAUAUUUCAAGCAGUGCAAAAGCGGCUCAAUACCGAUAAAUCAGUAACCGCAGCCUUGCUUCGCAUGCAAUUUCAUGAUUGCUUCGUUAGAGGAUGUGAUGCAUCAAUUCUUAUAGAUUCAACAAGCCAAAACCAAGCUGAGAAAGAUGCAGGACCAAACCAGACUGUCCGUGAAUACAAGCUUAUUGAUGAGAUCAAGAAAGCCCUAGAGGCUAAAUGCCCUUCAAAAGUCUCCUGCGCAGACAUCAUAACAGUUGCAACCAGAGAUGCUGUAGUUCUUGCUGGAGGACCGAACUACACUGUGCCUACAGGAAGGCGUGAUGGGCUAGUGUCCAAAGCGGGUGAUGUGAACUUGCCUGGACCACAAGUGACUGUGUCUCAAGCGUUUCAAUUUUUUAAAGCAAGAGGUCUAACCCUUGAUGAAAUGGUGACCCUUUUAGGUGCGCAUACAGUUGGUGUUGCACAUUGUAGUUUCUUCAGUGAACGGCUUCAAAAUGAUCCUUCAAUGGAUGCUCAGUUAGCUGCCAAACUGAGUAGUAUUUGUGCCCAUUCAAAUACUGAUCCUACUGUAUUUUUGGACCAAGGAACAGGUUUUGCUGUUGAUAACGAGUUCUACAAACAGCUCCUUUUGAAGAGAGGAAUAAUGCAGAUUGACCAGGAACUUGCCCAACAUGCCUCUACCUCUGGUUUCGUUUCACGUUUUGCCAGAGAUGGGAAUGGAUUUAAGCAGAGUUUUGGAAAUGCAAUGAUGAAAAUGGGGAGCAUUGGGGUUCUUGUUGGAAAUGAAGGAGAAGUGAGGAAAAAUUGUAGAGUUUUCAAUCCAAAAAAAAAACCAACUGUCCCAAGUCCCUCAACGAAAGCCAAGGUUUCACCUCCCAGCAAAAAAGCCGAUAAUACAAAGCAAAAGAAGCCUAAGGGUAAAGAACAGAAGAAAAAGAAUAAAGGAAAGAAACCUAAGGUUCCAUCGAAGAAAAACAAAAAGAAUAUAAUUAAGAGCACUGUAAUAAUUAAUUGA